AUGAAGAACAGCCUUAUAAUGGACGAGAACAAUGAAGCGCGGAACUGUGAAAGUGUGUUCACGUUAGGGGCUCCCUCAGAAAUGUUGGGAAUCAAUGGGGCAGGGCCUUUUAAAAGAACCGAUGAUGGAAGCAGAAGGAGGAACAUCGGUGGAAGUAGCAGCCGCAGUAGCAACCCAGGCAGUAACUGGAGUCGCUCGAGCACCCCCUUCGUGGACGUACCCGACAAAAUGUAUGACAAGAGCGUAACGGUGGAAUACAACAGCGAUAAUGACCGUUCCUGCCAGAGAAAUAAAUAUAAGGAAUUCUCUAAGCAGAGCACUCUAAAUGUGGAUAAUAACGAUGAGGGAAACGAGACGGAGUGUUCCUUUGGGUCUAGCAAUUCCUGCGCCGAAAGGGAAGGGAAAGGCUACGUUAACUUGUGCAAAAGAACAUGCAAAGGGGGUGGCCAACCAACUCGAGAAGGCCAACCCAGCACAGAUGAUAUGAUUAGCCUUAAUGCACUGGAAAAGAACGAAGGGAAUAUGUACAUAAGGAACGAAGUAGGUACAUGCCAAACAAACAAAAGUGAAAAUGACAAGAAGAGGGAACCGGAAGAAGGGAAUCUUCUCAAGUUUGAGCAAAACGAAUCAGUUUUGCGACAAAAAAAAGAUAAGAAUGUCCACAAGAUAUCAGAAAGGUAUGAUGAUACCUCGGGAAACAAUCUAGACAUGAACUGGAAAAAGUCGCAAAUAAAGACAUGCAUUAGAAUUAAGCCGCUAGAUUCUGUGGGGAAAAAUCUAGAAAAUGUAAUCACGCAGAGAGGAUUAAACAAAAUAUUAAUUAAUUACGGAGUGCAGAGUGAAAACAAGAAAUGUGAAUUUGUCGUGGAUAGAAUUUUCAAUGAAGGAAGUACGCAAUCGGACAUAUGGAAGAGCAUUUGUUUUUGCAUAGACUCUGUUUUCCAUUUUAAGAAUGCAACUGUGUUCGCGCAUGGCCAUACGGGGACGGGGAAAACUUAUACUAUGAUUGGUCCAGACGUCAUGGAGCUAAUUAAAAGGAAGAAGAGAAGGAUCCCGCACUCCGCUAGGCUCAUGCAACCGAUUGAAUUGUUACUCAAUACGAAUAGUUUGAGGCUUCCAAAUGGGGGUGGCGGUAGUGCUAGUGGCAACGGAAACGGCAACGGAAACGGCAACAGCAACAGCAACAACAGCAGUAACAACUUCUUGUACGAGAGAAAGAGGUCUUGCUCGCAGCCCAUCUUUAACUUCCCUCCGAGAGUAAUCCCCCUGGUGAAUGGGAACUAUUGCACUUAUAGGAAAAUGUACGAAUCGUCGUGCAGCGCGCAGUGUAACGCGGCGCACACUUCUGCGAACAGCAGCGGGAACAGUACAGUGAACAUUACAAGGAACAGUACAAGGAACAGCAUCGUGAACAGCCGCACGAAUAGCACCAAGAACAGCUGCACAAACAUCGCCCCAAACGGACCCCUAAAUGCUAGGUACUAUCACAAGUCAAAUGCGGAGUGCAUGAGUGAGAGCAGCUAUUAUGGGAAGUACGAAAACUGCAAAACGUUUUCCGAGUAUCGAAUGGAGUAUAAGCCUAAUGUGAAGUAUUUGCAGGACGAAAUUCGGCUGAUUUUGAAUUCAGACACGAAGGGGAUGAUUCCCAGGGCGUGUGAGGAAAUAAUGAGCAGAUUGUCCCUGCAGAGGGGGGUUGGCGGUGAGGCGGAGGCACAUCAUGGGGAGAGAGGUGACAGGAGCGAUGAUAGAAGCAAUCAUCUACGUGACUGUCGAAGCGGUAACUUUAACGGGGUCCGCAACCCUCACGCGGAGAAAACGAAGGAGGUAUUUAAAAACGUGAAGGUGUACGUCUCUUACAUGCAACUAUAUAACGAUAGAAUAUUUGACCUGUUAAAUCCGUGUACGGAAUCGCAGCCCUAUUUAAGCACUCAAAAGUCUAAGCUUUCCAACAGCGCCACGUUUGUCUCUGGUUUGCUAACCGUGGAGGUAGCCAGCUGUGAAGAGCUGAUGGAGCUCCUGAUAGAUGGUACAAGUAACAGAGCAUGCAGAAUCACAAAAACGAAUGAAAUGUCAACAAGAUCCCAUUCGAUAUUUAAAAUAGAGUUACGACAUGUGAAUCCUUCGAAGCCUGAAUGUUUUAAGUCAGGAAAUUUGUUGCUAAUUGACUUGGCUGGGAAUGAAAAGUAUGCAGCGUCUAAUGAAAAACUAUACACCACAGAAGUCUGUUCUAUCAAUAGGAGUUUAUCUGCCCUGUCCCUAUGCAUAAACGAAUUGUCCAAGGGGAAUAAAAACAUCAGUUACAGAAACUCCAUUUUGACGAGACUGCUACAGGAUUCUCUGGGAGGUUCCAGCAAAACUGUUUUUAUAUGCACCAUAUCUUCAUGCAUGAGAAAUGUCCGUGACACACUGUCGUCGUUGAAGCUAGUUUCGAGGGCAAAGAAGAUACAAGUCGAGAGCAGGGGUAACAACGCCUAUGUGUAUGAGGAGGAUAUACGAAGACUGCAGAAGGAGUUGUACUUUUUGAGGAAGUUUGUCUUUUUUCAAUACAUUACGAAUAAGUAUGAAAGUAGGAAGAGGCUACGGAAGAUGAAGCAGUUCUAUUUUGAAAAUUUUUUGGGUCAGGGCGAGUCCUAUUUUGAGAGGACUAGCGGUGGUAGUGGAGAGGUCGUCCCCGAGGAUAAUCUAUGCGUCGAUUGGGAAGGUAAGAACAUUCCAGAUGACACCAUGAAGAAGGGAAACACGGACGAAGAGGAAUCCAACCAAGAUGAUGCUAGUAAAGUUGAGCUCAAUGAGCAUGCAACUACCUACGCCGGAAUAGAAAGCAUCUACAACGAGUACGAACGAAAGUCCUUUAAUUCAUUGCUGUACCAGUGGAAUUUGAACAAGGGUAGCAUUAGGAAGGUAAGGGACUCACCGCUAACCCCUUUGAUGCCGCUAAACGGAGUGGAUAGCAGAAGGAACCCUUGGUUCCAUAGCAAUGGCAACGUGAGCAAGAAAAACAUAAUGAACUUCAUCGAAACCCACACCAUAGAGUAUGAGGUCGACAGUGAUGAGGACCUGUUCGGCGGGGGCAGCGAUUUAGGGGAAAGCAGAGAGGGGGAGGAGGAAGCAGAAGAAGAUACAGAAGAAGAUGAAGAAGAAGACGCAGAAGAAGAUGCAGAAGAAGAUGCAGAAGGGGGAGGAUACGUCGAAGAGGAUGCUGGGUGUAACGGAAAGGAUGACAAUAGGGGUGACAGUGGCGGGAGAGAGGAUGUACGCAGGUAUUACACCGUGGAUGGGGAUUAUGAGAACGAGGGAUCUAACGCUGAGGUGUCAGACAAACAGGGUGACCUCUGCGCUGAUAAGGCACACCCAAACGGAGAAAUGAUGAAAGGGGGAAAAAAAAGUGUGGAAAUAUUCCCUCCUCGUGAAGAUAGUAAGAGAGGCACUUUUGAAGAAACAUGCAAGGGGGGAGCUAUGGAUGGGCAUGGAAGAGGGGCAAAUGUCAUAGCAAAGGAGGAGCCUGCCCAUUUGGUUCAGGUCAAAAGGGGAAAAAAAGAGGAUACAACUGUUAGUACUGCGAAAGGGGAAAAUGGAAAGAACAACACAACACAGAUACUCUGUAGUGAUAGCGAAUUAAGGAGCGCACGGGAGAAGGUGAGAGAAGCGACUGUGCUGAGUGCAAAUGCUAAGAAGUUAAAAAAAUCGAGGGUAAAGAAAAAUGAUGGCGUUUCGGGCUUAGCGGAGGGGGUAGUGUCUACAUUGAAUACCCCAACCAGAGAGACAAUUCCGAAGAACACAAAAAAACUGGUGAGCGCGAGCAGGAACGAGGGGAACCACAAUAGGAGCCACCGAAAGGCAGAAAUGAAGUCAUUUUUCUUAAAUUUUUCGAUGCAUAUUAACAAGAGAAAGGGCACUAGCGGUACUUUCAAAAAUAGAGCAAAGGAAAAUAACACACUGAAGGGGUCUGAACUAAGAAGGAGGAAGGAAAAGAUCGGUAAGUGUGCUAAAGUGCAGAAGCGGGGACGUCGCUGUAACACCUGUAACAAUGAUGAAAGUGCUGCUUUGAACUCCACUGGGAGGGAGGCUUACUGCCGAAAGAAAGGGUAUGCCGAGUUGGUAAAUUCUCGCAAAUCGGCUAACUCGCUGGAGGUGAGUAAUGGCUCUAAUUUGGCUCCAGCUGGUGGUCUCAUCGCGGCGUCCAUCUCGAAAAGACGCAGAGGGAGUAGUAGUCAUAGUAGUAAUGAUAGUAGUAAUCAUAAUAGUAGUGCACACGGCGGAAAGAUUGGACAAGCUGGUGGCACAGUUAGUAGGGCUCCAAUCGAUGGAAGGAACCGCUCAAAAAAGGAGGAAGAUCAAGCAGAGGCAGAAAAUAACAGGCAAGUAAAGCCAAUUUUCUCCAGCGACCGUAGCCACGUUUACAAAAAGUCCUCCUCUAAUGAGACACUAUAUGCAAAAGGGCGUGGCAAUGAUGAAGAGGGAAGCCCAGCCAUUUCGUCCCACCUGGGGCAUCUACUCCGAUUAGGCGACUCAAAGAAGAAGCACCAUUAUGUUAACAAUGUAGGGAUAAACAAUAUGGUAAUAAAUAGGAUUAACAUUUUCCCCAAUUCUAAGGUAGUGAGGAAUUGCAAUGAGGUCACGAGUGGGGUGGAAAAUAAAGAUACGUCAUGUCCGAAGGGUGAAAAGAGCUGCAGCGAGGUGAGAAGAAGAGAAGCUUGUGAAAGGGAAGGGGUGUGGGAAGGACAUGAUCCUAUGAGUGACAGGAAGAAUGGCGACAGAGGCAGAUCGGUCAGUGAGAACUGCUGCUUCAGUAAUUGGAAAAAUAAAACUAUUAUAGGCCAAAACGGCAAGGGGAAGUUUGCCUACUAUAUUGAAUUUAACAAGAUGAAUGAUGUGAGGAAGUGCAUCAUGGAAGGUCAGACAAUAAGAGGGGUUGCAGAAGGGGACACCGAUUUGGCAGUGCGCAAUGGGGGGGAAGUCCGCAUCGAGGAGACCAACGCUGGGGUGGAGAAAAAUGUGAAGACAUGUUUGAUUCCCAAAGUUGAGGAGAGCUGGCUCAACUUUGAGAAAAAAAUAGGAAUGAAAUUGGGGGAGGAAAAGGAAGGAGUUGAAAGUGGAUACGGGGGCAGAGGUGGAAGAGAGGGUAGCAGCGUGGUGGGGACUAUCAGCCCGGUGAGUAUUACCAACCCGGUGAGCACUACCAACGAAGUGCAUAUGUCCCAUUCUAAGCGCGACAGCGGAAUGAGCGCCCUGGAGGAAAACAAGAGAAAGCUGGACACGUUAAAAAACCGCUAUGAGAGGAUGCUGGCUGAGUCACAAAAAAGGGAUUCUAGGGACGCCUUUUGUUUGAGACAUUCUGUCGGGGAUGCAGACACAGGGAAGGGUAGUGGUGGAAGCGGAAAUGGGACUGCUGCCCGAAGUAGUGGUAACGAGACCGUCGCAUCGGUGCGUAAUGGGAGAAGUUUGCAUCAUAUGGAAAUGGAGACAGUUGAGAGGAAGAAGACUAAUAUGUUUGGGGCCAACAAACAGGUCACCCCUAUGCAGAUGAGCAAGAAUGGUGUAGCAUUUAACGGAACAAAUGAUAAGUCAAGGGAGGAGAGGCACACAUAUGAGAAGGCGAAAAGGGUAGGAAUGAGGUCUAAUUUGGAUAGCAUGACCAGCAGUAUGUAUAAUAUUCAAGAUAUGAUAAAGGCGUCUUAUAGAUCGAAAAAGGGGCGAUUCUUCCUGCGCGACGACCUUAGCGGUGUGAAUUCAGGCGGGGAAAAACAUCACAAAGGUGACCUGGUAAGUAACUUCCGGAAUUUGAAGAAUCACCAUGAAGAGAAUCACCAUGAAGAGAAGCACCUUGUAGGGAAGCACCAUGUAGAGAAGUACCAUGCUGAGAAUCACCGCAUGGAUGGAAGUAACCAGAAGGGGACGCCCGCGGCUACCCCUGUUGGCAGGGUGGUGUACCUUCCAAAUGGAGAGGAACUAUAUUGGCGAAAGAAGCCCACUGCCGGGCCUGAGGAGGUCAACCUAAAUGGGCGUUUGAUUUAUGUAAGGGGAAAUAAAGCCAGGGUUGCUGCCGCCACUUAUGUGAAUGCUAAUGAUAAAGGUGGCGGCUUGGACAAGCACAGGAGAAAUUGGCAGCACCAUGUGGCUAGCCUAAACCCUGCAGAUGCCUAUGGCAGUGCACCUAAUGUAGGAGUAGAAAGGAAGACGUCCCAAAAUGGAGCAGUGAGUAACUGUGUACUACUGGCCACGCAUGGGAAUGCGACCAGUUGGGAGGGGCACACUAGCGGAAUGUUAUCACACCGGAGAAAUAAUCCGAACAGGGUGGAUGGAGGAAGGGAAUCACAUCAGAUAUGGAAGGACAAAUUAAAUGGGGAAAGACACAAUGUGAAUAAGUUUAGAGAGAAAUAUUUUCUUCAUGGACUUCUCCACCGUGAGCAUCUACCUCACAAGGACAAUUCGAUGCAUGCCGGCUAUUAUCAAAGUAGGAAAAUGCACAAGGUCAAUUUGUUUGCCCCAAACGGAGGUAGCAGCAACUGUGAUGGGUAUCCCAUUCAGGAAGGUGAAAAGAUGAGGAACGGUCAUUAUGGCAAUAGACAUGGAACCCACAGGGAAGGGUUCCAAGAUAAUCAUCGAAACAACGUGAUGCCUUAUAGGAGUAAAUCUAUAAUCAAUGAGAAGAUAAAAAAUGUGCACUACUGUGGCAACGGGUUUCAGUCGGGUAAGUUUGUUGUUAGGAGUGGUUUUACCCAUGGCGAAAGAACUACGAAGGAUGAGGCUCUCCCCCCUGGGGAGGACACAAGAACGUUUGGGCCUCCCCCUCAGAUGCACUUCCAAGAUGUUAAUAGAAACGAAAUUAGUCAAUUCAGGGUGAUACGAAGAGGUGGAGGGCGGUGUACAGGAGGGGUGUACGGUGCGGCCGCACGCAGAUGA
This is a messenger RNA of Plasmodium inui San Antonio 1, 6903 nucleotides long. RefSeq lists its product as hypothetical. Gene Ontology annotation, biological process: microtubule-based movement. Lineage: Eukaryota; Apicomplexa; Aconoidasida; Haemosporida; Plasmodiidae. Gene Ontology annotation, molecular function: microtubule binding; ATP binding; microtubule motor activity. Gene Ontology annotation, cellular component: microtubule; kinesin complex. The coding region runs from base 1 to 6903 and encodes 2300 amino acids. The transcript has a single exon. The record is from RefSeq and is a predicted model, not a curated record.